CUGGAGCGCGCCUCCCUCGCCGCCCCGGGUCUGGCGAGCCGGCGCGGGUCGAGCUGCGGGAGCCGCCGCGAGCACCAGCCGCCGCCGCCGCCCCGGGAGCUGCUCCGGCCGCACCAUGCGGGAGCUGGCCAUCGAGAUCGGGGUCCGGGCCCUGCUCUUCGGAGUGUUCGUUUUCACAGAGUUUUUGGACCCAUUCCAGAGGGUCAUCCAGCCAGAAGAGAUCUGGCUCUACAAAAAUCCUUUGGUGCAGUCAGACAACAUACCUACCCGCCUCAUGUUCGCAAUUUCUUUCCUCACACCCCUGGCUGUUAUUUGUGUGGUGAAAAUUAUCCGGCGAACAGACAAGACUGAAAUUAAGGAAGCCUUCUUAGCAGUAUCCUUGGCUCUUGCUUUGAAUGGAGUCUGCACAAACACUAUUAAGUUGAUAGUGGGAAGACCUCGCCCCGAUUUCUUUUACCGCUGCUUUCCAGAUGGAGUGAUGAACUCGGAAAUGCACUGCACGGGUGACCCCGACCUGGUGUCCGAGGGCCGCAAAAGCUUCCCCAGCAUCCACUCCUCCUUUGCCUUUUCUGGCCUUGGCUUCACGACGUUCUACUUGGCUGGCAAGCUGCACUGCUUCACUGAGAGCGGGCGGGGGAAGAGCUGGCGGCUCUGUGCCGCCAUCUUGCCCCUAUACUGCGCCAUGAUGAUUGCCCUGUCCCGCAUGUGUGACUACAAGCAUCACUGGCAAGAUUCGUUUGUGGGUGGAGUCAUUGGCCUCAUUUUUGCGUACAUUUGCUACAGACAGCACUACCCCCCUCUGGCCAACACAGCUUGUCACAAACCGUACGUCAGCCUCCGAGUCCCGACGUCGCUGAAGAAGGAUGAGCGGCCCACAGGGGACAGCAGCGCGCCCAGCAUGCCUCUGGAGGGCAUCACCGAAGGCCCCGUAUGACUGCGGUCUCGGGAGGAUGGACGCUGAGCCCAGGGCACACUCUUCCACCCCGGCAUCACAACGCAGUAGGAGAGGUUUUCUGUAGUGUGUUUUUCGUCAACUGUUCCUCAAAGUUAUCCCUCUGCUUCCAUCUGGCUGAUGGCAUUCCUGCUACUUUCGAUGUCUCCUUUCAACUUUCUUGAGUUUGCAAAGGAAGGACGCAGGGACAGUCUCUGAGAGACGUGGGGAAGGAGGCUGCCAGGGGAGGGUGGGUGCAACUCGGUCCAUUCCUUUGUCCUCAGUGUUUGCUGUAAUAGCCACCGCCCUAUGUUUUCAUGGUCGUGAAACGUAAUAAAGCCUCCAAGCUGGAAGACGUGGUGUCAG
Molecule: messenger RNA, 1297 nt
Organism: Acinonyx jubatus (cheetah)
Lineage: Eukaryota; Metazoa; Chordata; Mammalia; Carnivora; Felidae
Gene: PLPP4
Product: phospholipid phosphatase 4
Exons: 7
Coding region: 116-934 (272 amino acids)
Biological process (GO): phospholipid metabolic process
Molecular function (GO): phosphatidate phosphatase activity
Source: RefSeq, a predicted model, not a curated record